Betta splendens (Siamese fighting fish) is the source of this 2327-nucleotide messenger RNA. RefSeq names its product nucleoporin 88 (gene nup88). Gene Ontology annotation, cellular component: nuclear pore. Gene Ontology annotation, molecular function: structural constituent of nuclear pore. Gene Ontology annotation, biological process: ribosomal small subunit export from nucleus; mRNA export from nucleus; ribosomal large subunit export from nucleus. Bases 44 to 2203 code for a protein of 719 amino acids. The transcript has a single exon. Lineage: Eukaryota; Metazoa; Chordata; Actinopteri; Anabantiformes; Osphronemidae. The record is from RefSeq and is a predicted model, not a curated record.
CUAUGGGCUUUGGGUUUUCCUCUGAGACCGACGGUUGAUCAAGAUGGCGGCAUUCGGCGGAGAACGGUGGCUGAAUGACUUACCAAACCACGCAAUUUUCAAAAACAUACGAGACAAGUUGGAUUAUGAAAGGAACAGGGGUAAAAAGGAGGUCGCUAAAAACCUCACUUUUUGUUUAGGAGGAGACCUUUUCGUGUGGGACGACACAGACCGCGUGUUUUACACCACCAACCUGCGGCAGCUAAACUCGGACGAGGGUCCCCGCAGCGGCAGCUUCCAGGCGCUGCUGUGCAUCAACCCUCCUCUGUUCGAGGUGUGCCAGGUGCUGCUCAGUCCGACGCAGCACCACGUCGCCCUCCUCGGGCAGCGGGGCAUCUCCGUGCUGGAGCUGCCUCAACGCUGGGGCAAGAGGUCCGAGUUCGAGGGCGGACGGAGCGAGAUCAACUGCAGGACCAUCCCGGUGGCGGAGCGCUUCUUCACCAGCUCGCCGUCCGUGAGCCUGCGCCACGCGUCCUGGUUCCCCAGCGAGACCGACGAGCCCCACCUGGUGCUGCUCACGUCGGACAACACCAUCCGGUUUUACGGCCUCAAGUCGCCGCAGAGCCCGGCGAAACUCCUGCCGCUGUCGCAGCUGGAGGAUGACAGCGGCGUCCGGGCCCCGGCCCGCUCCUAUGCGGCAUCUCUGGGCGAGAUAGCGGUGGCGUUUGACUUCGGGCCCGCCGCGGCGCCCCCUCGGCAGCUGAGAGCGCAGUGCUCCAGAGAACAGCAGGUGUAUCCUCUGUACAUCCUCUAUGAGACUGGGGAGACCUACGUGAGCUACACGUCCCAGGCGAACGGCGUGAGUCUCAGUAAACCUGCCGGACCCCUCCCCAUGUAUCCUGCAGCGGAGGAUAACUAUGGCUAUGAUGCUUGUGCCAUCCUCUGCCUGCCCUGUGUGCCCAGCAUCCUUGUCAUCGCCACGGAAACGGGGACGCUGUAUCACUGUGUGGUGCUGGAGUCUGAAGAAGAGGAAGAGACCAGAGCGGUGGAAAAGUGGAUCCGAGGCACGGAGUCGGUGCCUGCGCUCUACGUAUUUGAGUGUGUCGAGCUGGAGCUCACGCUCAAAGUAGCCACAGGGGACGACGAGGAGCCUCAAGAGUUGGAUUUCACCUGCCCAAUCCGACUGCACAGAGAUCCGCUGUGUCAGCACAGAUAUCACUGCACUCACGAAGCUGGCGUGCACAGCGUGGGGCUGAUCUGGGUCAACAAGCUGCAAAAGUUCCUCCAGUCCGAUGAGGAAGAUAAGGACAGUCUCCAGGAGCUCGCUGCUGAGAAGCGCUGCAUCGUAGAGCACAUUCUUUGCACCAGGCCGCUCCUAACCAGCCGCUCAGCUCCGGUUCGUGGCUUUUUGAUUGUGUCUGACCUCUCUCUGGGUGCCACCAUGAUCUGCAUCACAAACUCCUAUGAGUGCAUCCUGUUGCCCCUGCUGAGCUCCAUUCGUCCUCCCUCUCCUCCCCUGCUCUGUUCGCAUCCAGGCCCAGGUUCUGCUAGCUCCCCUCUGCGCGGGCUGGCCAGCGACUCCUUCGAGCAGCACAUCCGCAACAUCCUGGCACGUAGCUCAACCAAUCCGCUUGUGCUUAAGGCAGGGGACAAGGACACAUCACCACCACCCUCCGAGUGUCUUCAGCUUCUCAGCCGGGCAACACAGGUCUUCCGCGAGGAGUACAUUCUCAAGCAGGACUUGGCGCGUGAGGAGAUGGAGAGAAGGGUGAAGCUCCUGACGGGUCAGAAGAACAAGCAGCUGGAGGAGAUGGCUGUGUGCAGGGAGGAGAGGAAGAGUCUGAGAGAGGCAGCAGAGAGGCUCGCUGAUAAGUACGAAGAUGCCAAGUACCGCCAGGAAACUAUCAUGAACAAGGUUAAAAGUGUGCUGGGCAGUCAGCAAAGCCAGCUGCCCAUACUGUCUAACAGCGAGAGAGACAUGAAGAAGGAGCUGCAGGCCAUCAGCGAGCAGCUCAAACACCUGGAGAACUGCAUCAAGCAGGUGAAAAUGAAGAUGGAGUACCAGAAGACACAGGUGGACACCGAGCUUCCUGGAGCCAGGACCACCGUGUCGCUCAACGCUCACCAGAAGAAGGUUGUGCAGGAUGUCCUGAGGGAACAGGGACAGCAAAUUGGUGACAUGAUGAAGCAGAUCAAGGACAUCAAAAACUACUUCAGUUUCUAGAGACUGCAGAAAUAAAUAAAGCCGUACUAAAACAUUUCAAAUGCUUUUUUUGAAUGCAGCUCGUUUGUAACUUGAUGGGAUGCUGAGAGCCUUAGUUAAAGUGAUUGUGCCAUGUAACAUUUGA